AAACAAUCAAUCGUGACCGUCAGAUUUUUGUCCCAUUUUCCCUCAUCGGCAUGUAAAUACAUCUGAAAAAACUGUCGCUGAAAUUCUUACGUAGCUUUCCUUCGUUUAUUCUGCUUUUAGCGGCGCCGUGAAUCCAUGAUCGUCACGCUUAUCAGCUGAAAUUCUACUCCCGCUCUCACUUCAAACCUGAUGGUUUCCCCUAAAACUCUAGCCUUAAUCUCCCUUCUCUAUUUCACUUACAUUAAUUGUACAACCAUGAGCUGGAAUUUGAAGCAAUCUGCAUUUUGUAACAAUCUUUGAAGUGAAAAGAGUUUAAGUAUUGUGAAGCUUUUGAAGUAGUUGAAAGAGAAUGAGGACGAAGCGAAGACGAGCAUGGAGGAAACCUCCAGCCAAAAAAUCAACUGCAUUGGCCCAAAAUGAAAAAGCGACGAUCCAAAAUGAGGAAGCAUUUUUGAGUUUUGUUAACCAAAACAAUAAAGAAGAUUCUGUGUCUGCUGACUCAAAUGAUUUGGAAGUAGUUGAUAAGAACGACUCUGAAUCUGAUGACGCUGAGAGUAGUUCAUCGUCAUCGUCAUCGCCAUCUUCAAGUGACAGUGAUGAGUCAUUCGGGGCUGAAGAGAGUAGCUCUGAUGACUCAUCAACAGUUGGCAGGAGAUCUAGGAAAUCGAUUAAAGGAAGCGGUAAUGGAAAGCAGAAACCAAGUAAAUUGCCUAAAAAAGUGGGGAAAGAGGAUGUUAAGUCAUCUAGGGUAUUGCGUUCUUCCUGUAAAAACCAAAAUGAAUUUAAGAUGCCUCAGCAGGAUCCUUGCUACAAUAAGGAAGAACUGAAAGCUGCAUUGGAGGUAUGCUGAGAAUCGUUAUUGAUGCUAAUUUUUAGACAUUGUUUAUUAGCACUUUGAAUGCUUGAGAUGGACAGAAAAAGCACUGUCAAAUUUCUAAUGGAACAGUGUCUUGGUUUAUUGUUACCAAUCUGUUUGAAAGGAUUAAUGCAUUUUGUGCUUAUUUCUGUUUA
Molecule: messenger RNA, 1011 nt
Organism: Theobroma cacao (cacao)
Lineage: Eukaryota; Viridiplantae; Streptophyta; Magnoliopsida; Malvales; Malvaceae
Source: RefSeq, a predicted model, not a curated record